This is a messenger RNA of Chelonoidis abingdonii (Abingdon island giant tortoise), 555 nucleotides long. NCBI's taxonomy places the organism in Eukaryota, Metazoa, Chordata, Testudines, Testudinidae. The record is from RefSeq and is a predicted model, not a curated record.
AUGGCGUAUCGCGGGCAGGGCCAAAAGGUGCAGAAGGUGAUGGGACAGCCCAUCAACCUCAUCUUCAGGUACCUGCAGAAUAGGUCCAGGAUUCAGGUGUGGCUCUAUGAACAGGUGAACAUGCGGAUAGAAGGCUGUAUCAUUGGUUUUGAUGAAUACAGGAACCUGGUUCUGGAUGAUGCAGAGGAGAUACACUCAAAAACAAAAGCAAGGAAACUGCUGGGUGGGAUCAUGUUAAAGGGGGACAAUAUUACUCUUCUACAAAGUGUUUCUAACUAGAACUUGGCAUUCAGAGGGUGGAAUGCACUAAAGAGUGUUCCGAACUAGAAAUUUCAGUCAAUAUGUGGGGUGGACUAAACAUUAUUAUAAACAAGAGUCACUGUGCUGGGAAAGUGGAUGGUGUUUUUGAAAAUAAAAAUUCCAGAUGAGCUUGAUUUGAAAAGAGUAAAAACAGUAACUUAGCUGAUAUCUUUCCUUACCUUUGAUAGUAACAUUUUUUACAUUAGAGUAUCAAUUAGUGUUGGAGUUAAAUACAAUUUUUAUGUUAACUGUGAA